AAAAAACUUGUGUUUUAAGGUAUUUUAGUUAAAAAAGGAACCAAAUAUGGCUUUCCUUUGCCCUGUGCGUAUGCGGCGCGACAAGAAGAAAGCCACAAAUGCCAGCAUAGAACGAGAUCUUCCCGCUGUGGGUGGCUUGGGAAUGGGACGCAUAACUGGCUCAUCUAGCAUUGAAACCUUAGUAAGAGUAGGAAUCGAAAAGGAACACGGUUUAAGUCCCGAUUCUAAGAUGGUAGUACUGCAUGACUUUACACCCUGUGUGGAUGAUGAACUGGAAGUUAAAAGAGGUCAGCUGGUUAAUAUUCUGUACAGAGAGAACGACUGGGUCUAUGUGAUUGGGCAGGACUCUCGCCAGGAAGGUUUCAUUCCAUUCUCCUAUUGUGCUCCAUGCAAUACUCAGUUGGCGGAUCUGGCCGUAAAGAAGAAACUUCCUCGAGAUCAAUGUCCCGACCAGCCGCAAGAUGAAAAUCUACCACUCCUGGGCGCAGACAAUAAACUGGAUGUGCUGUGUGAUGAAACCUUGAAUGCAGGGUCGGCGAAAAGCAUGGAGAAUAUUCUUCUUGUAGAGCCAGAGUGUACCCCAUUCAUUAAAGAACCUUCUGGCCGUUGCAUUGUUCUAUACACCUUCAUUGCACGCGACGAGAACGACCUGUCCGUGGAACGUGGCGAAUUCGUCACGGUUCUUAAUCGCGAGGAUCCCGACUGGUUUUGGAUAAUGCGAAGUGACGGCCAGGAGGGAUUUGUCCCGGCCAGCUUCAUUUACCCUGCCGACAGUGUGCGUGUCCUGCAGCAACAAAAAGCCACUCUGACAGCUGUCGAGAAUAUCCUGCAGCAGGGUCAACAAGGUCAGCAGAACCAGCAGCAACAACAGCAACUGGGAUUAGGAACAGAUGACCUACGCUAUCACGGAACGGAGCUUGUGAUGCUUUAUGAUUACAAAGCCCAAGCUCCAGAUGAUCUGUACCUUUCUGUGCGCCGUGGGGAUUGGAUAUACGCCGAUCUCAACAAUCAAACCGUAGAUGGAUGGCUUUGGGCGUAUGCUCCCAAGACCAGGAAGUAUGGAUUUAUUCCAAAGGCAUAUGCUCGACCGCCAGCCAUGACAAGCCUUUAAGAUGUCAACUUUACUUUAAUUUUUUUUAACAAAAUCGUAUUUGAUUUACUUUCAUUAUCUUAGCAUAACGAGGGAGACUGACCAGCCUCUAAGAUUGCCUUCCAUUGCCUUCAAAUUGUUUAGUAAAAUAGUGCCACUUUCAUUGUGUAAUAAA
This is a messenger RNA of Drosophila bipectinata, 1265 nucleotides long. It is a transcript of the gene Dlish, whose product is annotated as Dachs ligand with SH3s. The record is from RefSeq and is a predicted model, not a curated record. NCBI's taxonomy places the organism in Eukaryota, Metazoa, Arthropoda, Insecta, Diptera, Drosophilidae. Gene Ontology annotation, molecular function: protein binding.